Molecule: messenger RNA, 1198 nt
Organism: Cucumis sativus (cucumber)
Lineage: Eukaryota; Viridiplantae; Streptophyta; Magnoliopsida; Cucurbitales; Cucurbitaceae
Product: transcription factor bHLH149
Exons: 2
Coding region: 258-887 (209 amino acids)
Biological process (GO): regulation of DNA-templated transcription
Molecular function (GO): protein dimerization activity
Source: RefSeq, a predicted model, not a curated record
AGAGAGGGAGGGAGAGCAAGGAGGGGAAGAAAUUGAUGUGAUUAAGAAGAGGCCGCGUAGUUGCCCUUUUCUUGCUUUAAAAAUUAGCCAUCCUUACUUCUGUUCUUUCUCCUCUCAACUAAAAACCUAAACCCUUUCUCUCUCUCUUUUCCUCCAUUAACAACCUUUCUUAAGCUUUCCUUAACCAUUCCUCUUUCCUGAGAUUCUUCUUGUAUUCAUCUCAUACUGCUUCUCUAUUGCUGGAUUCAUUUCUUGAAAUGGAUAUGGAUCCCAUUUCUUCUAAUCUCCAACACCUCACCAGUUCCGAUUUCACGGAGGACCAGCGUCCCAGUAAACGCCGAAAAAUCCAUUCCCCGGAGAUUUCCGUUGAUGAAUCCGCAGAUUCGAUAAGACGGUGGACAACAGAGUCGGAGCACCGGAUUUACUCUUCCAAACUAGUCGAUGCUCUUCAUCGAGUAACUGCUCAGAAGUCUGCAUCGCUUCCAUCCGGAUCUUCGAUCGACGGCCGGAAAGUUCGCGAGACGGCGGACCGAGUUCUCGCCGUCGCUGCCAAAGGCAAGACUCGCUGGAGCAGAGCAAUUCUCACGAAUCCACGGCUCCAACACAAACUCAAGAAGCAGAAGAAGGUGAAGACGGUGGGAAACUGUAGCCGGGCGAAGAAAUUGAAAAUUAAGUAUGAGAGGAGAAAAUUGCCGACGGUGCAGAGGAAAGUUCGGACUCUCAGCCGCCUUGUACCCGGGUGCAGGAAAAUAUCGUUUCCGAAUCUUCUUGAAGAAGCAUCGGAUUACAUCUCUGCUCUACAGAUGCAGGUUCGCGCCAUGACAGCCGUGGCGGAGCUUCUCGCCGGCGCUCCGGGUGAUCGUCAAAGUUUGAGAACAAAUUCGUAGAAGCCACUCCCCAAGGCUUGUAAUGCCAGCAGGUGUUUUCUUCUUUUUUUUUUCUUUUUCUUUUUUUCUUUUUCUUUUAUAUAUAUAAUCUUUCUUCUUUUUUUCUUUUCACGAAUAUUAUUAUUCGUGUAUUGUUAUGAAAUAUUUUAUUGUACACAUUUUUAAUUUCCAUUUCUUUCUUUCUUUUUGGGUUUAAUUUUUUGAUUGAAAAGUAGUACCUAAUUUUGAUUCUCUUAAUAUAAUAAGAGAAAGAUAAUAGAUGGAAUUAGGGAAUUAGGUUUUGGUAAUUUUAUUUUUUAUUUCCUCGAUUA